AUGGUCUUCAUCUUGGGGGUCAAUUUCCCUGAACACCGUUUUGUAUGGAGAUCACUCGAGACAUUCUUCGGCAUCGGCCCUGCCACCCGCGCCCGCAUCAUGUCGCGCUUCCACCUACAUAACACCAUCAAAGUCGGCGAGCUCUCGCAGAACCAAGUCCUCGACCUAACUGCUCACCUUGACUCCAUGAAGAUCGAAAAUCACUUGAGACGGCAAGUGCAGCAAGAUAUUACAAGACUGAGGGACACUGGGACAUACAGGGGACGUAGACACGCGAUGAAUCUGCCAGUACGGGGGCAGAAUACGAGGAGUCAGAUCAAAACGGCAAGGAAGCUUAACAAGGCAGAGCGGUAUUAG
Molecule: messenger RNA, 357 nt
Organism: Fonsecaea nubica
Lineage: Eukaryota; Fungi; Ascomycota; Eurotiomycetes; Chaetothyriales; Herpotrichiellaceae
Product: 30S ribosomal protein S13
Exons: 3
Coding region: 1-357 (118 amino acids)
Biological process (GO): translation
Cellular component (GO): small ribosomal subunit; ribosome; mitochondrion
Molecular function (GO): RNA binding; structural constituent of ribosome
Source: RefSeq, a predicted model, not a curated record